AUGGAAAAUACAUCAAAUUUAUCACCAAUUGAAGAAGCAAUAUUAAAACGAAUAUUAACUAAUCAAACUGUUGAAGGUGUUAUUGUAACAAAUGAAGAUAGACAACUUCAAUAUACAUCAUUGGAUAAUAAUAUUACAUUUUUCAUAAGUUCAAAAUUACUUUCUUUUGCUGAUAUUGUUCGAUCAACUAUCCGUGAUAUUGAUCCAACAGAUGAUUUAUUAACAUUUCGUCUUCAAACACGACAUAAAGAAAUGAUGGUUGUUACACCUAAUGAUGGCAUGCAAGUAAUUGCUAUACAAAAGAUUAAUUUAUCAUCAUCAACAUCGCCAAAACAACAAAAUGACAAGGAACAUAAUGACAAUUUUUCAUAG
Molecule: messenger RNA, 372 nt
Organism: Rotaria sordida
Lineage: Eukaryota; Metazoa; Rotifera; Eurotatoria; Philodinida; Philodinidae
Source: the annotation of a GenBank genome assembly